ACUUUAUCCUGUUUGCCAAAAUGUGUACCUGCUCGAGACCUCUGUUCAUGCAUGGCGUCCUGGGUCCCCGUGUUUGGCAGGGAAAUAUUUGUUUCCUGCAUCUGUGUUGGGGUUCUAUCACAUACCAAGGAGGAGGCACCACUGACCUUUCGGAAAGCAGAGAGAGAAUUAUGAUAGAAUUGGCAUCCUGCUUUGAAAAAUGUAGUCUUUUGUUUAUUUGCUAGCAGACAUCGUAGCACUGAAUACAUCUUUGGGGCUGACAAUGGGACCGGGUGAACAAUGGAGCUGUCAAACUAGCUUAAUGCAUGUCUGGGGCUUUUGCUUUUCUUUUUUUCUUUUUUAACACCCUUUUUAUCUCCUAUAAUCUUGUUUGUAUAGAUGGUACAGAAUGAAAAGCUUUUAUAGCUGCUUGUUUGUGUUUUUAUGCUUUUAAAAAUUUAGUAUCUACAGUUCAUGGAGCUCUUUACAUUUUGCAGCUAUGUUGGUUGGAUUAAGUUAGAGAUUUAUUGCUUACCUCUCUGUUAACUAAAGAAAAAAAAACUUAUUGAUUGAGAAUGCUUGUAAUGCCGUUAUCAUUCUGGCAAAUACCUUAUGAUUAGACCCGACUCUAUACUAUGGAAUGCUUGGGGAUUCUGAAUUUGCCAUUUGAUGAACUUAUGGGACGUGCCAUAAAAGAGAAGUUAAAAGGGAUAUUUUUAAUGUUUAAGUACAUUAUAAUUUAUAGUCUGAACCUCCCCCUUUGGGCAUCCAUGUAGAUAAAGAGUAGAGAAAUUCAAGGACAAGUGAAGACUUUUUCCCAUCACAAUUUUGGUGGCAAAUUAUUACUAUACAGCCUAUUAAGUUGUUAAGUAAAAUUUGGUCUCUGUGGGAUAUAUUGAUUUUUGAUUUAUGCCUAUAUCCUCAUAAAAUGCAUUUCUACUCAGGAAAAAUGUUUCUCACCUCUUCAAAUACCUUUCAUUUUGUAAGAUAAACACUCAUUUCUAGGGUGAAGGCAGUGAGAAUUUAGAAAGAGAAAAUAGAAAAAUCUGUUUCAAACUUCUCAAAUAUUGAAACCAGUCUUAUUUCCACAUUAGAGGUAAAAGAACUGGCCCUUGAAUACUGAAGGAAAACUGAUUGACAAGAACAUCAUCCUAAGGCUGAUUUCCAUGAAGAAUAUAUCUUAUCUAAUGUUUUGCUUAAUUAGCUGCUUGUGACAAAACAAUAUAUCAAAAUGCAUUAGUAAACUUGGAAAGAUUAGGACUUAAUUUUAAAUAACAGAAAGAAGUUCGCUUUAAAAGGUAAAUUUUUGAAAAAUAUAUUGAGUUGCAGGUGUUUCCUUUUGGAUUAUAUUUUAGUGCAAAUUUGUGAUGUCCCCAGUAAAUAAGGAACAAGAUGUAUUACUUGGGAAAACAUGAUUUGGAAACAUUAGCUAUUUUUAAGAGUUUGAACAUGAAUUUCAAAAUGUUUAAUUUCAGCUGAAAUGUUAUGAAAUAUUUAAUGCAGAAUUACUGAUACAAAUGUGAUCACCUUCUCAAGUACUGACAAUAUUGACAAUAUUUUUAGAACCAAGCUGCACCCAAAACAUACAUAUGUGGUAUAAUAAUAUUUUUAAAGUUAUCCAUUGUGAAGGGAGAAGAUUUUAAAUGCAUACUUAUUUUCUCUCACUUCCUAUGGGAUCUGAACUGCUGGUUCCAUCGGGUAUACGUAUAAUUGCUUUUAGGAUGAGCUCAUAAAAAGUAAUUGGUGAAGCUUUGGAUCUGAGACUGACCUGCCGUUACUAGCACACCCAGAUUCUGCUUUCAUGGGAAAUUUCUAUUCCAAGACAAAGGUUGCCAGCUGAUUUCUUGUGAAUUUCAAGAAAGUCGUCUGUCCUCUCUAGCAGCUUGUCAUUAGCCCAUUUCAAUAAAGAAAUCUCCUGGAAACCUCCAUGUUGAAUUUUUGACUGAAUUACCAAUUAUUUAACUGUGAUGUAUUCAUUUUGAUUUCCUGGGUGAUCAUAGUUAGGUGCAGAAACAAGGGGAAUCUCUUCUUACUUGGCUUACUUCUCUGUUGAUUUGAUCCAUUACCAGCUUCUAGAAUUUGGACGACCCCACCCCACCCCACGUUCCAGCAUCCAUCAAACAGCUGUCUUUUCCUUUAACCUGAGGGAAAAGGUGUGAGAUUCCCAGGAGUUGGCAAACUUGUCUACAUGUAUUUCCACAAUAGUAACAAGAUCUGUAAUCUGUAUCCUGCUACAAGCUUCUGUUGUGAUGAUCCCACUGGAUGGAGUGACCGAAACAAAUGUCAAAAUAAAACUUCAUUCUAAGCCCCAACCUGCAGAAAAGAAAUCGCAGAAGAGUCAAACUGGGACAAUGGUUCCUUUCAAUAGAGAGUAAUGACUGCUCUCAAAGUCUCUUCACACAGGAGCCUAGGGAAUAUUCACGUAGGGGUAUUCAGCAGACCACAGAGUGAGAUCUGUAAUCUCAGUGCAUUAAAAUUCUCUUUUACUUGUUAAAAUGAAAACUGACCGUUUUUGGUUUUGAAAAUAUAAGUAUAAACAAUUGCAACUAUCUUUCUGGGGCUGAAAAAUAAAGAGGAAUGUUUUAUUAAUAUUCAUAUCUAGAACUUUUAGCAAGUGUAGAUUGUGCUUGUAUACCUGGGAAGUGAUUCAAAGAGUGAAUCAAUACUAAUUAUUGUAAUCAGGGGGGUUAAUUAGGUGAGAAUGUGGCUGCUGCAAAGUUCAUUGCUCACAGCCCUGGAAACACCCAGGUUGAUGAAAAGAAAGGUGAAUUCAGAAGGAAGGAUGUUACGUGGGAAUGAUGGCUCUGUAGUUCAGGCGUCAGAAUUUGUAGGUGAAAAACAUACCUUGAUUUUUUAUAAUUGUGGUAGUGAGGGCAUUAGGAAAUCCAGCUUAGUUUCUGGUGUAGAGAUUUCUGUGAAAGUCAUUAACAGAAUACAAUUUGUUUAGAGGCAUCUUCUGCUCCAUAGCAUUUAUCUGUACUUCUCUGGGGAGGGUAACGAGUUCACUCAGCGGCAAUAAUGCCUUUCUGUAGCAUGUUUAUUAGCCUUUACUGCAUUUCUGUCUAACAUUUUGGUAAUUCCUGGGGAAUGCGUUGGAGAGGAUGGGUCCCAUUUCAUAAAACUAUCAAUUGCUUCCCUAAGUGUCAUGGGGUUUGGGAGUUUUUCUUAACUACCAGUGACUUUUAUUUUGUAGACAAGACAGAGAUGUGGAGGGGAUUAAAACUUGUUGCCUUUUACCUAGCUGAUAUUGGGAAGAGGGUGUCUGAGGAGGGAAGACAUGGGUGAGAGUGCAAUGCUGCUACUCAUUCAGAAUUACAAGGAAGUGUGCAUUCCAGAGCUCAAGUGCUUGUCCGAUCAAAUGGCAUCUACCUACAGAUAUUAGACUAAGAUGGAAGCAAGAUGGGAGAGGAGGAGAAAGGGGGAAAGAGAGAGAAAGGGAGAGGGAAAGAGACUGAACAUGCAGUAAACUCAGAGAUGUGGCUGCCUAACCUUGGUCUGGGAUGAAGUAUACUUUGUUCCCAAACUUACCCUUCAAGGAAUGUCAUUAGUGAUUAUCACCUACAAGUGUGCUGAUCUUGACCUCAGAUUUCUUCCGUGUGAUUUUCCCUGCAUGUCAAGACUGUCCAAGUUCCCAGGAAAUGGCCUCUGUGGAGAGAAGGUGACACAAGCCCAGAGUGACAUGUGUUCUGAGGGCAACAUGAGCUCCUGCCACCUCAGCCCGUUUGGGUUGACCUGCCCGUGAUUGGCUGUUCAGGAUGGUGAUGAAUCACUGGGGUUUAUGAAGCCGGGUUGCCAGCAUUCCCCCGGAGAAAACUUAAACAGAUUUUCCUGCAAAAUGACUAAUUUCAACAAAUGUUGUCGUUAGGGUGAAGAAAAGCUUGAGGUUUAAAGUUAUGAGGCUGAUACACCUGCAAGAUUGGUGGCAUUUUUUUCCCAUCCUCUUCUUAAGAAAGCUUGCAGCUGAAGUCAGUAAAAGCUCUGGGUUGGAACUUACAGACAGCAUGGCUGGCUUCUAGCAGGUGUGUGCACUGCCUUGCCUGGGCAUAGCUGAUUCUCCACGCAGAAACCAACAAGCUGCUCUUUACCACUGCUGGAAAACUGUCCAACUCAGUCACACCAGGGCUUCAGGCCCUGCUAUGUUUCUCAUGUCUUGCUUAUUGAAUGCAUUGGUCUGGGACUCCAGCUCUCUUUUGGGGUGUGUAAGGAGUUUACCUGCACAUUUAUAUAUGCUCUAAGAUCCUGGCUGUAAUUGAAACUCACUAAGUUGGUGGUGGGUGAUAGGACCUCCUGGCCCAUCAGUGAGAACCCAUUUUGACCUUGUCUUUCAUAACUGACUUGAUAAAAGGACAUGGGAACCACAUUCCACACCCACAAGCUCUAAGCCUGCUCUCCAUAAACCUUAACCUUUCUCUUCCCUCAGGUUUGGUUGCAGAGCCUAGAUUUAUCAGUGAAAACUCCAAUGCUACAAAGAAUAAUAGGGUGAAAACUAGUUUUCUCUUGUUCCAACUGCCUGUUCUAAUUUUCAUCAAAGAUUAGGAGGGGGGAAUGUUAGGAUAGAAUUAAGAAAAAAGGAUAAAAUUUACUAAUGGUUUAUUCUAUGUCUAGCACCACACUUUGUGGUUACUUUUAUCUUGUAUCAUUUAGUCCACAAAGAUAUCUGAAAGUCAGUGGUAGGUGUUAUUCCCAUUUCAAAGGUGAAAAAACUCGGACUGAGAGGGGUUAAAUCAUGGGCCCAUAGACACAUAGACCUGUGGUGGUUGGGACUGGCACUUUGGGAACCAUAGCUUCCUCUGGUACUGGUUUCUACUUUAGGCUUUGGUUAGUGCAAGCCUCCUAGUUUUUACCAGCGGACAAUUCAGUAAGAAGCCAUCAUCUAGGAUCUGUGGUCAAACCACUGCUCAGAGGUUAGCAUUUCAGGUGCUCAGGCCUUCCUAAAUUACCGUGUGUUUAACCUUCCUUACUGUCCAAAGCUGUUUGGGGAAGAGUCUCGGAAAAAUGGAGAAUGGUGAUGAAAGAGAAAGAAUUGGGGAAUAAGAAAGGCAAAAUCCUUGAAAGCAAUUUUAGCUCCUGAGUUCUAACUUCUCUCUGUGUCUUUACUUCAUUGUUCGAUCUUGGAGCAUCCUAUGCCUCACUUCUCAUGGGCUUUUAUCUGUAUAAUGGGAACAAACAUUGGAAGGGAUAUAUUUAUAUUAUAUAUAUUUAUAUUUUUCAAGCAUUAUGAGAUGAAAAUGUGGAUUUUUAUGUGUAUCAAUUUCCAAAAUAUGCUAUACUGCAGCCCAUCAAUCAAGCAACAAAUGUAUGUAUUGUGUUCAAUAAAAGUCCUCGCUUGGGCCCUCAAGCAGCUCACAACACUCAUGGGACAACAAGAAAACAGUGGGUGAGAAGGCAUCCAGUGUUAAAUUGCAGAGAAAAGGGAGUUGAACUGGGCCUUGAAGGAGGAGCAGCGUGGGAGGAGUGCAGACGAAAGGGAAGAUGUCAUUAGAACACCAGCGUUUAUGUUUGUUAUCAAAGCAGAGCAAGACAAAACCCUUGCCUUAAUCACCUUCCUUCCUCACACCCCACAGCCAUUCACAUCCCUCCUCUUGAACCUUGCCAUUUUCCUAUGAAAUAGGGCAAAUGCUGCUAUUAACAUUAACAGAGCAUGGAAGCACUCAGCAAUAGAGAAAAGACAUAGCACAUUCUCUCAACUUGGGUAGAUAGAGCUAUGCCACAUUUCCAUGAAGAUUUGGGGUAGUUCUUUUUAAGAAAAAGGAAAAAAAAAUUCUCCUAAUAGACUUCAUGGGAAUUAGCAUCAAAAGCAAAUUUAAAUAAAAAGCCAUUUGGGAUUUUCAAAAACCUCUUUCACUGCCUAAAAAUGGCUAGAGAUUUGAACCAUAUUAUAGGGAAAAAAAUAAAUUUCCUGUGCUCAAAACCUUGAUGUAUUUUCAACCUACAUGUCACUUUAAUAGCUUGGUUAUAUAAUUGCUGUAGUAAUAACUAGGUUAACACAUUGUGCAUCUCAUCUGAGGAUCACGGUAGGCUUCGGUUUUUCAGCCAUUCAUCCAUACUAGGAAGUAGUAGUUGUGCAUGAGACAAAGGUCUAGCUGGUGAAUCAUAAAAUUAAAUCACCUGGCCCCAGUGUCAAUCAACUCAUGAACAUAAUAAAGUGCAGAAUCCAACAGGUUUGGUUUAUAAAUUCCAUAAUCUUUUCACUCGUUUGAAAGUAGCAUUUGUCCCACCGUCUGAUCUGCACACACCAGAUCAUAUGUCUUCCGUCCUGGUAGCUAGAAGCUGUUUGGUGGGGAUCAGUUAUCUUUGUGAGUAAAGUGGAUUCGUGCGCUUUGUUUUACAGAAACCCUAGCUUUUGCUCUCUUAAUCCUCACUCUUUUCCAAGAUGUAUUUUCUUCUUCAGAAAAAGCAGAGACAUUCAGGCCAAUGGGGCUGUUAGGCUGUUACGACCCCACAGAGUCCUUCUUAAGUUGCAAUUUUCAUUCUUGCCAAGAUCUGUCCCAGACAACCACACCCAAAAGCUUAGACUGUUCAAUUCUUCUCUUUCUGCCCCACCUGUUGCUUCUUUCUCUGGGACCUAAUGUUAUGCCCUAAGUGUGUCCUCCCAGCUGUUGCCACUCAGCUGUUGCAUUUUGUCAAACAGUGCUUUCUCCCCACCCCAACCCCCCCCUUUUUUUUUUAAAGUUAACAACACGUGACCAUAAGAUAAGCACCUUUGGCCCUUUGGGAAGACUAUGUGGAGAGGGUAGGGGUGUUGAAGGGUGGAUUGUGAGACAGUUAAAAACCUCACUUCGAUAAGUAUAAAUUGUGCUCCUGCCGCCAAGCUGGCACCAGAUAAGGGCACCUGGUAUAGUUGGACAAAUCUUCCAGAGGGAACUGAAACAUUGCUUCUAAGAACUGUUUUUUUUUUUUUCCCCCAGAGUGCCUUCCAUGUGCAAAUCACUGUGCUAGACAGGGAAGCCUUUUUUGUCUCCCCGCCCUUUCCCUAGGCUUCUCCUUCUCAAUUUUCACAUCCUAUUUACUCACUUCAUGGUCCACAGUCUUGCCUCCUCUCCCUCCUCCCGCUCCUCCCCCUCCUCCUCCUGGGUAGUGUCUGGAAAGGAAUCCCACUGUUCAAUGCAAAGACAGCUGUUCCUAGUUCAGAAAUCAGCCUUGGUCAAGGCAAGUCAAACUCGAUUUCUCUCUCGGAUAAAGCAGCCCACCACCCCUCGCUUCUCUUUGGUAGUCACCAACCUCCACAGACACACAGCUGUGGAGGAAAGCUUCAGACACUGACUUCCAUUUAAGAGAGAACGGGCAGAGAGGAGAGACAAAGCUGUUGCAGUGGUAUAAUGGAGAAAGGACAAAAAGAAGGCAAGGGCAAGUUAGGGAGGGAGAUGAUGAGAUGGUUGGGCUCUGGGUCUGAGAGAUCCAGGGCGUUCAUAUUGCACCCCCUUGGAAUGGAAGCUUCUGAAAAUCCUAGAGGGGCGUCUCAGGAGCAUGUUCGCAGUAACGGCACAGCCAACAAGAUGAACGGAGCUUUGGAUCACUCAGACCAGCCAGACCCAGAUGCCAUUAAGAUGUUUGUCGGACAGAUCCCCCGGUCCUGGUCCGAAAAGGAGCUGAAAGAACUUUUUGAGCCUUACGGAGCCGUCUACCAGAUCAACGUCCUCCGGGACCGGAGUCAGAACCCUCCCCAGAGUAAAGGUUGUUGUUUCGUAACAUUUUAUACAAGAAAAGCUGCACUUGAGGCCCAGAAUGCACUGCACAAUAUUAAAACUUUACCUGGGAUGCAUCAUCCCAUUCAGAUGAAACCUGCAGAUAGUGAAAAGUCAAACGCCGUGGAAGACAGAAAAUUGUUCAUAGGAAUGGUUUCGAAGAAGUGUAAUGAGAAUGAUAUCAGGGUGAUGUUUUCUCCAUUUGGCCAGAUAGAAGAAUGCCGGAUUCUCCGGGGACCCGAUGGGCUGAGUCGAGGCUGUGCGUUUGUCACAUUUUCUACAAGGGCAAUGGCACAGAAUGCAAUCAAAGCCAUGCAUCAGUCUCAGACCAUGGAGGGCUGCUCUUCACCUAUCGUGGUGAAGUUUGCUGAUACUCAGAAGGACAAGGAGCAAAGGCGCCUCCAACAGCAGCUUGCACAACAAAUGCAACAGCUCAACACUGCCACCUGGGGGAAUCUGACAGGUCUGGGCGGACUCACUCCACAGUACCUGGCGCUCCUGCAGCAGGCCACCUCCUCCAGCAACCUGGGUGCGUUCAGUGGCAUUCAGCAAAUGGCUGGCAUGAAUGCUUUACAGUUACAGAAUCUGGCGACGCUGGCUGCUGCUGCAGCCGCAGCCCAGACCUCAGCCACCAGCACCAAUGCAAACCCUCUCUCUACCACGAGCAGCGCCUUGGGAGCCCUCACGAGUCCCGUGGCUGCUUCAACCCCUAACUCCACUGCUGGUGCAGCCAUGAAUUCUCUGACCUCUCUUGGGACUCUGCAAGGAUUGGCUGGAGCCACUGUUGGAUUGAAUAAUAUUAACGCACUAGCAGGUACCAUAAACAUUGCUCAAAUGCUCUCAGGUAUGGCGGCUCUCAAUGGAGGACUUGGCGCCACAGGCUUGACGAAUGGCACGGCUGGCACCAUGGACGCCCUCACCCAGGCCUACUCAGGAAUUCAGCAGUAUGCGGCAGCCGCACUGCCCACUCUGUACAGCCAGAGCUUGCUGCAACAGCAGAGCGCUGCGGGUAGCCAGAAGGAAGGUUUUGUUAGCUACGACAAUCCAGUCUCUGCACAAGCUGCUAUACAGGCUAUGAAUGGCUUUCAGAUCGGCAUGAAACGCUUGAAGGUGCAGCUGAAGCGCUCCAAAAACGACAGCAAACCUUACUGAUCCUAACCCCAGAGGCUCCCUGCUCUUAUUUUAGCUUUCUUAGGACAUCUUCAUGCCCGUUAGUUCAUCGUUUGCCUAGCAUGUCCCUGUGGCGUCUCAAAAAAAAAAAAAAAAGUUUCAUCGUCCCGUCAUUGUUUCUGAUGUCUUUCUGACCUCACAUCAUAUUUGGUUCUCCUACUGACCUUUGAUCUAGUUUGACCUUUGAAAUUUGCAUGUGACCUCAUCUAGCUAUGAAUUCUGGGAAGUCAAUGUGAAAAACAUUGCUGCAUUCAUGCAAGACUGAAAUUUAUUAUUAGACAAAUUAAUUAUAGAAAAAAACCUGUGGCAAAAAUGUUUCUUUCGUAUUUUUUUUUCUUUUCAUAAAACAGACUUGAAAGUAUUAUACAGGGAUUGGCAUUCUUCCCGGUCACUGGUAACAAUAGCAAUAUGUGUCCAGGGACACAGAAUGUUGGUUUCUAACAGACUACUUCCAAAAACAGUUUGAGAAAAAAACUGUCUGAUUUUAAGUCUCUAGAGGUCUGUAAUAGUUUUUACAUUUUUCAGGCAGUGUAAAGUUUUUUGAUAAGGCCAUUUUAGGUGGCUCACUUUCUCAUUAAGAUAUAUAUAUAGAACCACUUUUUGUAGAUUAGUAUAAGAAAAAUAUUUACCCUGUUUUGGGGCAAAUGCUACCUAUUUGUGUCACCUUUUGCUGAACUGACUCACAGUUAGACAAUCCAUGGUUUAAUGCACAUGAAAUUACCUAUAUUUUAUACUGUUUCAAUGUACAGGAGAAAGGUUACUGUAAACUGUGUUCUGUUGGUGCUUCUGUGAAUUCAGUUGUGGUUUCAUCAUGAGUCUUACGGUCUUAAUGUUCUCUGUCGAUAAGACAAGUUUAGAAUUGGUUUACUUAAAAGAAUUUCAAAAAAAAAGUUGUUUGCUUAAAAAAAAUUUCAUGUGAGGGGGAAAAAAAAACCUAUUCCAGAAUAAGUUUUGUGUUGGCUUGUGAAGCAUUGAUGUCAUUUUUUUUUUAUUGUGGACUAUUUAGAUGUGUUUGUGUUCAGCAAAAUGUGAUUUUUUUUUUUCUUUUAAAGAAAAAAAGUGAAAAUAUAUAGUGCCAAAUUCCAAAGGUACUUCCUUCCUAGAGCUUCAGUGUGUUUCUUGUGAGAAGUAAUUUGAUAACAUGGGUAUUUUAUUAUGUGUUUUGUAUAAAUCCCUAAUAUUUAAAAAAAGGUUAAAAAGUUUGUUAACUUGCUAUCCUGUGGUCUUGUUGCCUGAAAUUGUUAUUGUUUGUUAUUUCUCUAUGAUGUUUUUUGUAAGACAUUGUAUAAGUGCCCAUGUCUCACUUUUUUAACCACUCUGCACAUCAAUGCUGUGAAGGCAACCUCACAAUGUAUUUUCUUCAUAAUAUAUGGAAACCUCUAAGGUGAGAAAGUUUUGAACUUUUAACCCUUUCUACCCAGAGCUAUCUGGAAUGUUGUUGAUACUUUUUUAUACUAUCAUCAUUUGAGUUUGUUUUGGGGUGUUUCCAAUUUGGAUUUCUCCCCCCUGCAUAGAUCAUGAGGGGUUUUUUUUUUUCUUUUUGUUGUUGUUUUUCUCCUCCUUUGGUUGACAUACAAGUGGAAAAAACACAAGGCAACUCUGAAGGGGAAAAAAAAGCUUUUUUGCUCCUACACCAUUUUCAUUUUUUUUUAACUUCUGGUUAUUUCUGGUUAUUUUUGAAGAAUUCCUACUUUGCUGCUGGAAUUCUUACUUCAGUUUCAGUUAAAAAUAGUUUAUUAGAUUAAACGCUAUGAGGGGAAAAGGUAGAGUCAUCACUUAAAUACAUCUUAAAAAUGCUGUAUGCUUUUCAGGUCGGGUUACUGGUAUGUUGUAGUGCAGAGUAUGUUCCAAUGUGUUGCAGUUAAAUGACGGUGCUGGGAGAGUCUUUCAAAGGAUUUUGCUUCUGCAAAGUAAAUACUCCUAAUCAGCCCUUGUGCUGGGAAUUCUCUGACCCAGUGAGUGGAUACUGCUGAAUACCCAAGGUGUCUGGAAUUAGGAGCCCAGUAGCCUUUUCCUUGCCAUUUUACAACGACUGAAUGCAUUUAAACGGGCCUGACAUAGCAGCGGGGCCCAGUGCUGCAUCAGUCGCUGACCAAACAGCGAGCACCAGUUCCUGCUGCCACUCUUGAAAGUGCCAUACCGCUGACUGACUUUCUGCGAACAAGAGACCUUGCUGUCUUGACAAACCCUGAUGUCACACCCACAGCCCCAACACAGACUACAGCCAUUCUGGAAGCUUCUUGUUCCUAGCUCCCUUUCCUUCCCCCACUUCCCAGUCAGCACCCUGUUUGGUUUCAUGUGUGUGUGGAUGCGAUAGCCCUGGGAUGGAAAGGACUAGCCUCUAAUGAUGCAAAAAAAAAAAAAAAAUUAAAAAAAAAAAAGUUUCCUUCUCAUAGCACAUGCACUUACACUGAAGCGAUUUGUAUUUUCCUCACACGCGUUUACUACUGCUGGGGCCUUCCUUCAUCCUCUGAGGGCUAUUUUGUACUUCGUGCAGCACUCAGCUUAACAACAGUCACCCCACCCGUCUCUCUCAUGUGGAUUAUAUGGUGGUGUGGAGAUACACAGUUUGAAAUCCAUAGGCCAUUUCAUUCAGAAUACCUUCAUUUAUCAGCCGCAUCAAUGUCAACAAAGCUUUCUGAUUGCGUCACCGGCGCCAACGGCCAUCCUGUUGCCCUCUUCGCCCACCGGCAUCUCCCCCAGAGGAGGGAGGAGCAAGGAAAGCCUGCCGCCAGGAGGCGCAGGUGGGCACCUUGACUAUUUCCUGUCCUGCAGAGGAUGGAGACAGUACAAGUAGGGGGAACACCUUUUUCUUUUUCUUUUUCUUUUUUUUUUUUUUGUGUGUGUGUGUACUACAUUGGUAAACACAUAGCCUUCUUCAGAGACAAACUGUCCUAGCUUGUUAGUCACUUUAUCUUCUAAUAUCAAAAGGAGAAAGCUGCAAGGGUGCAAAGGGCCUGUGCCAGAAGAACACACACAGGGAAACUUUUUUUUUAACCAAGUGUAUAGAAUAGUCAUUUUUAAACUAAAAUAGAAAAUUGUGAUAAAAUGGCAGUCAUCAAAGGCGUGACAAGUUCAUCUUUCUUUCACCAUAGGGGUUAUAGUUCUUUGGCUUGUGCUACUCUGGAAUCAUUUUACUGUUUCUGUUUUUAUUCUCUUCAGUGCUAAUUAAAAAGAAAUAAAAUUUUAAAAAAAACCCGUAGUUUCAUUACCUUUUUGAAUAAUGUCAUACAAAAAAUGUAUUUGUGUUUUUUUGUGCUGUGAGAAUUGCUGUUUGUAGAUUAAUAUCAUUUUGUUUAGAAUUACAAAAUAGUUUUUAAAUAUUGUCUGAGAAAAGCCAAAGUUAAUGCAACCUAGUGGAAACUGUAAGACCAUUUGAGUAUUGUUUGUUUUAAUGAUGCAUUUGGAUUUUGUUGUUUGAUGGAAUUUGAGCCAAAAAAAAAAAAAACACGCAGGCUUUCCUAUUUCUACAACUGAUUGUACUUAUGCAUUUUGUACCAGUGGAACUUUUUAUACUGGAGAUUAAAAAAAAUGGAAAUUUUUGUGGCUUCCUCUAGUGGGCCCCUGACAAUGACUGACUUCAAGUUUGAUUUCUGGUUGACAGGAAGAAAGUUGCUUUUCUUUCGAGAAUUAAAAACUUUGGCUUGAUUCUUUUUUCCCUUUGCUUAUAUCUAGCAUUAGAAUUUUGUCUUAAAAUACAGCGGUAAGUUUCACUUUUUAUUCUGUAUUGUGCAGUUACACAAUAAGGUAAUUAGACUUAGAAGUACUCAGUCACUUUAAGUGGAUAAAUGUAUUAGUUAAACUUUAGGGGUUUGCUUUUUUGCUGUUUAGAUCAAAGUUUUUUCUGAUUCUUCUGUCCUCAUUGUGAACAUAACCGUGUAGUUGAAACAGUCAAACUUAUUUUUGUAAUGUAUGUUAUUGUGUGAUGCAGUUUUUUGCUUCUGUCUCCAAUAUUAAACCAUUUUCCUAAUACUUGUUUCUCUCUCUGCGUGUUGUAUUGUUGGUAGUCAUUCUGUGUUGGUGAUGCAUCUACACACUUCACUGUUUCACGUAUCUGUUCUUUUCUCUAUGUUGUGUAAAAAGAUACAGUCGAUUCCACCUAAGUGAAUAUCUGAUUUGGGGACAGGGGAAGCUGCACACCAGCCACCUUUGAUUUGUGUACAAUAGCCCACUCUAACCACUGCUUCCAAGAUUACUACACUUUUUCUAUGGCUCACAUAAAGAACUGCCUACAGAGCUGUUAUGGUCUUUUGGCUACACAGGUUAGUGCCACCUUCUCUUCUCUCCUGAACUUUCCCUCUCCUCCCCCUCCCUCCUGAGUGUGUGUAUAUAGAAGCUAUCUGCAGUUCUUAAAGUCAGAAACUGCUACUGCACAUCCUUGGGGAGCAGAAGUCCUGGGCUUUCCUCCCUACCCGAGGCCGUAAGCAUAGCAUUACAAACUGGCCGUUUUCAAAGGGGUGAGCACUCAAGGGAAAGAUGUGCAAAGGGUGCGGUGUCAAUCUGUGUGUGGCCAUCCAUCAGUACAUUGGUACAGAAAAGUAACCUGUUUCUUGGGGCUAGCUGAAUCCAGGAGCAACCCGAAUCCUUAAAACUCACAGAAGAGGAAAAGAAGUAUUCCCGAGUGCUCAAAUACAAACUGGACCCAGUCUGGGGGGAGAAGUAAAGGUUCUCAAGCUCACGUCCUCAGUUUGUUGUCCAUUUCCACGUGAAAACUGAGAGUGCCAUACGCAUCCACACCCUCCCUCCUGGAUAAACACAGUCAAUGAUCCACGUCUCAAAAAGUCCAAAAAACUCAGCUCUUCCUUUCGGGCCCUCUUUUCCCCUGCCCAUCUCCUACGCUCAGGAAUCUGAUUGCUCUUAAAGUGCUCUUAAAAGAUUCCAUCAGUGUUGGCUCCCCGUGUCUUCUCUCUCCUUCCAGCUUUUCAAACGCACAAGCUCUGUUUGACUCAGGCCGCCCGGUACCUGGCAGCCUUCCUCUGGGUGCCAGUGCCAUUCUCCCUGCAGGUGCUCAGGCUCCUGACUCUGGUUUCAGCAGCCCCUCUGGCCCUGAUUGUACUUCCUAGUUGGCUCAAUGAUCGAUGGGGCCUGGGGAGGAGGAGGAAAGGAGGCUGUUACUCCCAUAGGCCGAACACCUCCGUGGUAAUGACCUCCAGCAGCUCCAAACCGCACAGAUGGGAGCUGACUUCCUGCUGACGCUUCUGCUUUAAAUCUCAUCAGCCUUCAUCAGUCUGCCUCUGAAAACCCACUGCUUACAUCAGUGGGGAAAGAUGGCUGAGGGUGUGAUUCAUUUUUUAUUUUCUUCCUUUCGUGGGGAGUGGAUGGGAGGGUGGGUGGGGGAGGGUGAUUCAAUUCUUUCCAAGAUGCAAGUGUUUAUUUUUUAAAUAUACAGGUACAUGUACCCAUUAUUUAGCAAAAUACUAACGCUAAGGAAAGGAAGGGAAAGGCACAGCCAGUUCUCCAAAGAAGGGUACAAACAUAGUAGUUCCUUUAGGCACUUUGUCCCUGCUUAAAUUCAUACUUAUAAUUUUGAUCUUGUAAAACCACAUUGCAGUGUGAGCAAGGUGUAUGUUUGCCAUGCAUGAACCACCUUGGGAAGUAAGAACCGUCAUCAUUGACCUUGCUGAUGGAAGCCACAGGUCUGCCCGGCCCACAGCGGUUGCGCUCAGUCUGUGGGCUUGGACUCUUAGCUAGCAGGCUAGGAAACACAGUGAACAAAAAUGUACUGUGAAUCAUUCCUGAUAAGUGAAUAAAAUGUUGUGACCAAACAAUCAGCUUAUUCACUUAUCAGGAAUCGACUGUUCUGCUAAUUUGCUGUUUUUGUUCUUCAUCUCUGUUGUAGUUCACUAUUUUUGCUGUGUUCUGUUUUCUCCUCUCAUGCUUGGGCAAAAUCACUGGGAAUAUUCUCUUCAUGUGACCAUGAAACGUUUUUAUCGAGUGAAAAAUGAUAUCUUAACAAAAUCUAUGCACUUGCUAUCAGGAACACAAUACUGGAUGUGUCUUAUAUAUAUUGAACUAUAUAGUAAUCAAUUUCUUAAAUAAAGCUAAAGAAAGGA
Molecule: messenger RNA, 14887 nt
Organism: Oryctolagus cuniculus (rabbit)
Lineage: Eukaryota; Metazoa; Chordata; Mammalia; Lagomorpha; Leporidae
Source: RefSeq, a predicted model, not a curated record